AUGCCACACGCUUUAAUCACUUUAGGCGCCGAUGUAUCAAAAGAAGUCCAAAAGGCUAUUGCUGAGGGAGCCAUGAAGAUCUUAUCAGAAGUUAUUAAGAAGCCGAUCAGUUAUUGUUCGUCGCAAGUAGUAUUAUCUGUUGGAGGAUUUGGUGGUAAAGUAGUGAACAGUGCUUUUGUUGAUAUAAAGAGUAUUGGUGGGUUAAAAGGAAAACAAGAAGCGUUGUCGGACAGUUUCUGCACAUUACUCACUGAGAAAGCUGGGAUAUCUGGUGAGAACAUUUACUUGAACUUCACCGAGAUGACGGGGUCAAACUGGGGCCACAACCAUUCAACCUUUUAA
Messenger RNA from Entamoeba invadens IP1, 342 nucleotides. RefSeq lists its product as hypothetical. The transcript has a single exon. Gene Ontology annotation, molecular function: phenylpyruvate tautomerase activity. The record is from RefSeq and is a predicted model, not a curated record. Lineage: Eukaryota; Evosea; Mastigamoebida; Endamoebidae. Bases 1 to 342 code for a protein of 113 amino acids.